Messenger RNA from Westerdykella ornata, 693 nucleotides. RefSeq lists its product as uncharacterized. The transcript is spliced from 2 exons. NCBI's taxonomy places the organism in Eukaryota, Fungi, Ascomycota, Dothideomycetes, Pleosporales, Sporormiaceae. The coding region runs from base 208 to 579 and encodes 123 amino acids. The record is from RefSeq and is a predicted model, not a curated record.
UUCUUGGACACCAGUGACCACUAGUGAGGCGUGGAGCACCUCGCAACCAGGGCCGUGCCGUGCGGCGAAGGGCCAGGGAAACACGACUUUGCCGCUUCUUAUUGGCAGUCGCGCCGCCUCUGCCUCGCUUUACUCUUCUCUCUCACCAAUUGCAGUGCGCCCAGGGGGAGGUGAGGCUGAGGAGAGAGCGAGUGCGAGCGCAUUUGAAUGAGCCGCCGUGAGAAUGCAGCAGCGGCAACACAAGAGAGGGAGACGCAGACUUGCCCGAGUCGUUGGUUGACUCGUCGAUUCUCACGGCUCUGGUUUCCACACGCCCUUCCCCCCCACACCCCUACUGCUGCUACUACUACUACUAUUAGCUGCAACGGCCACUGCUGCCACACUGCACUUGCGCCCGGCUUGCGCGGCUUGCAGCUUCGUCAGCAGCAGCAGCAGCAGCAGCAGCAAGCAGGCAAAGAAGAAGAGGAGGAGGAAGAAGAAGGAGAAGGAGAAGGAGAAGAAGCACCAGAGCACCACCAUCACCUACAGCAGCAGCAGCAGUCGAAGUCAGCGUCGUCGACCCCGAGGGGGCCUUAUUAGCUGUGCCUGUGUCCUUCUGAGAGAGGGUGUGUUUCUUUUUCGAGCUUGCACUUGCCCUGCCGCAUUGCGCUUUGCUCGUUUCCCUCCGAACGAACCCGUCAGGAUAGACCACCG